Messenger RNA from Salarias fasciatus (jewelled blenny), 11426 nucleotides. It is a transcript of the gene crebrf, whose product is annotated as creb3 regulatory factor. Lineage: Eukaryota; Metazoa; Chordata; Actinopteri; Blenniiformes; Blenniidae. Gene Ontology annotation, cellular component: nucleus. The transcript has 10 exons. The record is from RefSeq and is a predicted model, not a curated record. Gene Ontology annotation, biological process: response to unfolded protein; regulation of transcription by RNA polymerase II. Gene Ontology annotation, molecular function: RNA polymerase II transcription regulatory region sequence-specific DNA binding; DNA-binding transcription factor activity, RNA polymerase II-specific. Bases 377 to 2587 code for a protein of 736 amino acids.
GGAACCCGUCAGGAAGAAGAAAAACAAAACAAACUCGAGAGAGCUUCAACAGCGUGCGGACUCCAUUGAAAAAGGAGCCUUAUUACCGACGGCGAGCUCCAACACCACGGGAGACGCAUGCGUGGGCGUCCCAACAACCUGAAGCAUACAGAGAUCCGUACCAGACCACAGCAGAGCAGGUUGAGCCCAGUCAUUCACCCGCUCCCUCCCUUCCCCACCCCCACCCUCACCCUGGUCUCACAGGCAGCGUCCACCCGCCCUUGUGAUCGUCUCCCUCAGCAGUAAUUUAUUGUGCUGAUCGAAUAGCCUCACGCCACUGGGACUGGACAGGCGGCCCAGAGAUUCCCGCCGCCGGAGCUCUAAGCCGUGCCUGGCAAUGCCUCAGCCCAGCGUCAGUGGGAUGGAGCCUCCCUUUGGGGACGCCUUUCAGAACUACUCCUUUGCUGACCAGGCCCUGACCAGCACUGAGCUGCUCGCCACGAGCUCUGACCCAGAUUUCAUGUAUGAACUGGACAGAGACAUGACCCACCGGCAGAGCCCCCGAGGUGACGGCGUUGUCGGGGUAGGGGACGGAGGGAAGGAGGUGGAGGGUUGCGUGGAUCAGCUCAUGGGACUUGGCGAGUGUGAGACGGUCUGCAGCAGCUCAGCGUUCGAACAGUGGGACUCCUACUGGGAAGACCUCACCAGGUAUACACGACUGGCCAGUUGUGACAUCUGGGGCACCAAAGAGGUGGACUUCCUUGGACUGGAUGACUUCUCCAGCCCCUACCAGGACGAGGAGGUGAUUGGUCGAACGCCGACACUCGCCCAGCUCAACAGCGAGGACUCGCAGUCCGUGUGUGAGGCGCUGUACCCCGCUGCCGACCUGAGCCUGCCCGCCCCUCAGCCUCAGCUCCAGCCUCCCCAGCUCCCCUGUCACAGUAAGAGACCGCUGGUCCCGGGUCAAGGGUCGGGCCCCGGCCCCAUACGGCCCUCCCCGAGCUCCGCCGCCUCCUCUCGGCUUUCCCGCAGCCCUCUGCCCGACUUCCCCGAAGGCUCCCAGAAAGCCACCAGGCCUGUGCCCUCCAGCACCGAGACCAUGGCCAAGACCCAGACCUACCUGAGUCUCAGCCAGGACCACAGCCAAGCUCACAUCAAGCCUCCGGGGCGAGGAACAAAGAUGGCUGCCCCGACCUCUCACGGCUCCCACUUCGUGCGGAAGGCUAAAGUCCGCGUGAGCGCCGUGUACAAAGCUGCAGCUGACGGGCCUUCUCAGGCGGACUUUGAGAGGUCGGACCCCACUGUGCCUCUUGCCCAGCCGCAAGACGAGAAGGCCUCCACUUCAGCAAGUGCCGCCGCCGCGGCGGGACUUCCCGGAGCUCCGGCCGCUGUUCCCGGCAGCCUGGUGUGCUUUGAAAGGAGGGCGGAGGGCGCCGCGAAGCGGGAGAUGGCCAUCGGGUGGUCCCCCACCGUGCCUCAGCUGGCGGAGGCCAGCCAGACCCUGGAGGGCAGCACCUCCGGGCCGGGGAGCGGCGACGGCGUGGCGGGAGCCAGCGGCGACGGCGUCCUGGUCGUCGAGAGCGCGGAGAAGAGCAAAGAGGAAGAGCACAACUACUCCCUGUUCCUGACCCGCAGCAGACUGGCCGGCAGGGCCCACUCCCAGCUGGAGGAGGACGAGGAGGAGGAAGACGAGGAGGAGGCGGAGGACGAGGAGGAGGAGGAGGAGGAAGUCGAUGGCCUGGAGCUAGACGACGAAGACCACGACGAGGGCUUCGGCAGUGAGCAUGAGCUCUCUGAGAACGAGGAGGAGGAAGAGGAGGAGGAAGAGGAGGAGGAGGAGGAGGAGGAGGAUGAAGACUAUGAAGCAGACAAGGACGAUGACAUGAGUGACGCCUUCUCUGAGCCAGGCUGUGACAUGGAGAUGAUGGAGGACGUUAAAGGCCUAACGGCGGGAGUCUCCAGCCGGAAGAGAGGAAAGCGCCGCUACUUCUGGGAGUACAGCGAGCAGCUCACCCCCUCCAAGCAGGAACGCAUGCUGAAGCCGUCUGAGUGGGACAGACACACGCUGCCGAGCAACCUCUACCAGAAGAACGGGCCCCUCCACGGAAAAUACAUGCUGAAGAAGUCUCGCCGCACAGACGUGGAGGACUUGACUCCCAACCCCCGCAAGCUGCUGCAGAUCGGCACAGAGCUCCGCAAGCUGAACAAGGUGAUCAGCGACCUGACCCCCGUCAGCGAGCUGCCGCUGACCGCCCGGCCACGGUCGCGCAAGGAGAAGAACAAGCUGGCGUCCAGAGCUUGUCGCUUAAAAAAGAAGGCCCAGUAUGAAGCCAACAAGGUGAAGCUUUGGGGACUCAGCACAGAGUACGAUCGCCUGCUGUUUGUCAUCAACGCCAUCAAGGAGGAGAUUGUCGUGCGAGUGGAGGACUCCUCUCCGCGUCCGACCAACAUGACAGACACUCUGGAGCGGCUCAUCCAAGACACACUUGUGCCAUCCCCUGUUGCUGGGCAGACUUCAGACUUCGUCAACAAGAUAUUGGAGAACACGGGGCGUGGCGAUCCCACCGGUGGACUGGUCGGUCUGCGAGUCCCCACCUCCAAAAUCUAGACAGAGCUCGCUCCACCGAAAGGGGUGGGCUAAAUGUUAAAACCGCGCUGUCCCAUUGUAACUAUGCUCCCUUCUGCAUGCCCCUCCAGCCCAGAGUACACACACAUUGUUCGUCACACAAACACACAUACCACUCCGCCGCGUGUGUGUAUGUAUGUGUGCUUGUUCUUGCCAUGCACGGGCAUGGCGUUACACCCUAGCUUUCUGUCUCUGCACGCAGCGUGCGGAGUCAGCGCAUCACCGUCUCCCAACCCAUCUUGAAGUUGCGUUGGGCAGAGCACCUCGAGAAGCGAGUGAUGGUUAGGUGUAUAGCGAAAUAGCACGUCCUAAAUCCACCGGAGAUUCUUAGAUGUGUUUAACAUAGCGUUGUGUAGGGUUGGCUCAGCUGGAGGUCUGCUUCCAGGGCUGCGACAGACAAGUGUAACCACUGGAAUACUUUGGCUUGAGGUUUUGAUGAGAAAAUAGGAAUCGCUACGCGUCGGGAGCCGUCAGAGCUAGUAAAAAAGUUCCAGUUAUCUUCCAGACUCAUUCAGUAAAGCACUUUGAUGAAAAAAAAAUAACAAGUAUUUGGAAGCCAAGAAAGCUACAGAAAAAAAAAAAGCAGCGUGCUCCGAGGCGCUUUGGGGUGGCAGGAAAUAUUUUGUAUUGAAGGCCUCAAUAUGUUCAUGCCAUCCCCUGUUUGCCAGUCAGCUCUGCUGUUGCCCAAAACAUUGGGGGAUUUCAACAAAAACAUCACAAACUGACCGUGAUCAUUCUGAUUGGAACGUUUCAGCAACAGACAUCUUCGCCGGUUUUGAAGCUUUGUUGCAUGCAGGAGAAAACUUACCGGCCGAUUGGCUCGCCUGAAACAGCAGGCGGCGGCUGACCAUGUAGCACGGUGCUUUUUUGGCCUUGUGCUGGUUAUAACUGGACUGAGUGAAACCAGCGUUCUCGCCAAGCGUGGGAUCAAGACAGACUGCGAGGUAGACGAUAACGGCGGCGGCAAGGUGACAUGAGCAGUGGUCCAUCUCCUCAUGGAAACUGUAUAUAACCAUGUCUCCCAGCGAACGGCUCCCCCUUUUUGUACAGUAGAAUAUGACCAGGCGUUUUGAUGACAACAGUUUGGUGUGUUCAUACUAGUGUUUGAUCAGAGUUCAAUUCAUUGUGCCUUGUGUAUGUGUGCGCGUGUGUCCCUGUAGGUCUGAGUCUGUGUGCGAGCGUGAGUGUGUGUGUGCGUGUGAGUGCGAGGUGCUGAACGAGAUGACGUGAUUGGUCAGAGCUCCCUGAGGUCCAGCCGAGGAGAGGACUACUUUACACUGAGGGACGUUCUUAGUGAGUGUGAGGAAGGACACACUUGUGUGGUUUGUUGUGUAUUUCAGUCGUUUGAAGAUAUUUUGAAUGUACAUAAAAACAAAAUGGAAGCUUUUGUUGCGUGAUGCCACAGAGUCUGUGUAUAUAGGAGGGCUCUGCAAUAGAUUACUUUUGGUUUUUGGUACUUGUCUUUGGGGGUCUGGGGAGGGUUGACAGAUAUUUUUUUGUUUAGAGUUACAAAAAAAAAAAAUUUGCACACUAUAUUUUGAUUGUUUUUUGUACCAAAGACACAUGCAACGAAAUGGCGACCAGCCAGUUAAAGUAAGGUUUUGCACAGCUUACCUGACGCCGUAUUGAAUGUAAGAAAUGUGGGAGGGUCAGGGAACUUCAUAGAACUGUGAAAUUAGCUUGGGUCCAAUUCUGUACAGAAAAGGAACAUUUAUUUGUUUUUUUGUUUCAAUCUGAAGAUUAACCCCGUUUGUGGGCUUCUCCAGUAGAUUUGUUUUUUAGAGAGCACUUCAUUCCUGAACCGACUGCUCCCUCCACAUGCUAAUUAUGUUAAUAGCGCUAGCUAGGAGAGAAACCCCAGAGCGCCGGUAGAUAAGCUAUGUUACAUUUUUGCUUGUUUGUCAAAAUGUCACCAACAGUAACCAAAAUGUUUUGUUCCUGUGUCACUUGUUUGAUUUCUGUCUGUAGACCAGGUCUAGUUUAUCAACAAGAUAUUAACUGAAUUGUGUUUAAAAGUACUGUAUAUAGAUACAUUAUGAUAUAUCUAUCGAUGGUGAAAUGCCACUUUUCAUGACAAUUGAUUCAUUUCUAAGCAUGACACAUUUCUAAAGCCUCUCCUUGCAUCGAGAAAGUUAGAAGAAAAAAAACGAACGACAACAAAAAAAACCCACAAAAAAAAAAGGUAUUGUUAUAUUUUUGUAUUUUAGCUGCUUGCCUAGUCGCCCUGCUGGGUCGGAGUUAUUGGUCAGUCAGAGGAGGAGAUGCAAAGAAAAUAAGAGUUGAAAGGUCUUAAAAUGCUUUCAGUCACAAACCGACGCUCGAGCCCUCGCUUCUCUUUACUGGCAGAGUCAGAACGAGAACAUGAGGACUGCGACUCGGCCACCCCGUCGCUUUAGUUCCAGCGGUCAGCAAAGAGAACGAGGAAGUGCUGAGUUUAGCCUGGACGGGGUGAGUCCAGAGAGAGCCUCAGAGGCGUGGAGGCAUGAAGAACCAGCUGCAGUAUUUGUCUCAGAUACUGUACGAAAGCCAAAGCCAUUAGAGUCUGUCCCAGACUGAUGUGAAUUCAGCACUGUGCCCCUCACACGUGAUUCUCUCUUCAGCCGCGAAGCUGGCUGGAUUUUGCGUUUCCUGGGUUUUGGCGCCGCAGCUCUCGAGGUUGGAUUGUUGAAUUCGUCCCUUGUCUGCCUGCCUUCUUCUUGCCUUUGAUCAUAAAUCCUCCCCGACUGGUCGCAGCAUCAAAGACUAACACAGAGCCGCGUUGUCCGGGCUGUAAAGGAUGCCUGACCGGGAAAUUUCAAAAUUCACUCAGACUUCCUUGAAGUUAGCAGGCAAUGAUAAUGCAAAUAGUUUAAAUGAGGCGGAAAACAGGUUCAAGUGAAGAAAGUACUCCUUCACAGAGCGAUGUCUGCUGAUCGUUACGUCUUUCUGUGCUGUGUGAUUAGAUAACAGCUAGUGCUACUCCUUUAAAUAAAUAUUUUCUAUUGUUUUCCGUUCUGUCUAAAAAGGGAGAAAUGGUGCUUUUUCUCAAACUAGAAUGAUGAGUGUCCAUGAUUCUUAAUUGACUCCUUAGACUAGUUGUAGCCUCAUGAUUUGCUCUCCCCGACCGUCCAUAGCUAUUUUCUUAGGAGUGAUUCGUUUUUGUAAAUAAACUAUAAGUUAAUACGUACCUUCUAAAUGUUAGAUAUAUAUGUAUAGAAUACUUUAUCUUAUAUGUUUGAAAACAAAAGCACUUUGUCCAAAAAAGAUAAAAACAACAAAAAGAAAAGCAUUUUUUUUUUCUUCCAUUUGCUGCUAAAUGGCCUGGUGUGAAUGCUGCAAGUGUACCUGACGACUACUUGCGUGGAAAGGCGUGUUCCCCGGCUCGGCCGGGUCUAUAAACUGGCAAGGAAUCGGUUUUCGGUGCAUGGCCUGACGAGGCGUUAGAUCUACACAUUUCUGGAGCCAUGAAAUGAUAUGUAGGUAAACGUGUGAGAGCAUAUCAUUGCUUGGCUUUGGGAAGCCCAGUGUCUUGAGAGAAUGGGUCUUCUUCCUGGUCAGGUGACUGUGUGACUUGUAUGUUUGUGGUCUUAAAAAAAAAGAAAAAAUAAGAAAAAACUUAUAAAAAAAAAAAAUAUAUAAACACACGAGGGUUUUGAUUCCAGGGCCCCUACGUUGAUCCUGAUGCUGACCCCCUUGGCGUCAUGAUUCAUUUGCCUUCAGUAGAGGUUUCCUAUGGAAAAACUGAUUCUGCUUUGGCUUCCUCUUCAGGGUGAUGUACAGUGUAGACACAUUUCUUCAGAGAGCUAUAUUGUUAUCAUUUGUAAACUGAUUUCUACUUGUGACUUAAUGAGGAGAGGUUUAGCCUGGGGCGGCCAGGAAAAGCCUGCUUGAAAGACGCCGUUCCCGGCCGCCUUGGGGGAAGUUACUAUAUCACUGUACUGUAUGGCAAGCCAAUUACAAAUGGAGACUCAAUCCGGACACUUAUUGCCUUCUUAAAUAACUUCACAUCCGCUCAAAUAACAACGUGGCAGAAGUGUCUGUGGCCGAGGGCAACGCCCGAGGUUGACGGCGUACUUCUGCCCAUAUGGUAAACAACAACAACCACAACCACAAAACCAUUCAGCCUGAUUGGCUCAAAACAACCUUGACUGAAGUAGCAGACGUAGUGAAGCAUAUCUGAAAAACAGACUUGUGGUUUGCGUCCUCAGAGAUGAUAGUUGAAGCAUUUUUUUCAGGUAUGAUUUUACGUCUGGCAGGGGGUCAACAGUGGUUGAAGGGCCGCUGGUUGAUGGCCGACUGACAAAGAGAGGCGUGUGUGUUUUGCUGUCUUUCACGAGGCUGGCGCAAGAAAGAGUCCUCACAGGUUUUUACAUUUAAAAUGAUAGGCGCAAGCUGUGCAACUUUACAUUCAAUCCAGGAGACUCUGUGGCAUUUUAAGAGUCGAGGUGAUGAGUGAAAAAUCCACGCCAGUAAAACUAUUCCUUCUUCUCUUUAUUUUUGAUGACAUGAAUCCUAUACAGUCAACUAUUAAGCUAAUAGAGUGUGUAACGUUGUGCUACUCUUGUCCAAUAAAAAGCUAUACGUGGAUCCAUAACGCUCUUCUUCAGCAAAUCAGGGUAAUAUCGUUCUUCUAUCUGACAUAUGUGAUGACAUAUAAAAUCUAAAGAAAAUAUAUUUAUGUAUUCCAAUUAUUGUCACUAUUCUUUACUCUGUACAAAAUACUGUGCGUGUGUGCGUGUGUGUGUGUGUGUGUGUGUGUGUUAUGGAUUGUCAAUGUCAAUCAAUAUGGUGCAACGCUCAAUACACAACCUAAAAAACAAAGGCCAACGGAUUUGUCACAGGAAUCCUCAAACACUCCCCGCUUUAAUGAAAUUGGUCUUUGAACGUCACACAAUCUGCAACAUCUUCCUGUCAUGAAGGAUUUGACGGAUUUCCAGCUCCGAUCAAACUGGGGUUUGUCACAUGGUGCUGAUAACAAUAAUAUUUAAACAACAACAACAACAACAACAAAAAAGGCAUCUGUCCAUCAGAUCAGACUCCCCUUUCAGCCCCUCCAUCAUUUACAUCAAUUCUAACUUUUUCUAUUGAUGGCUUGAGUUUUGCUGUUGGACCAAUCAGAGAAAGAUUGACCUUGAUCUUUGCUCUAAGCGACAGCAGAAUGAGGAAAUCUGGAUUGCUGACUUGUGUGAUCGUUAUUAUUGAGCAUAUACCAUGAUUUUUUCUUUGUAAAAGCCAGUCUCUGAGAUUUGAUACCACAGCCCCAAAGUUUUCGUUCGUGUUUUAUAAGAUGGGUGAACAUGGUUUGGUUUAAGUUUAUUUGAUAAGGGUAUUGAGCCUGCUGUGUUGGUCUGUUUUGAUUGGUAAAGUAACAAUAUGGAGUUUGACAUCUGAUUAAAAAAAAAACACCAUAGACAGCUCAUGUGGAAUGAAGAUUUCGAAAAUAUUACAAAUUGCACCUUUCGCUGUUGAUUGCUUGUAGAAAUGCUCUUAAUAUUCUGCAUUCCCACCUGCAGAGAACCGUAGCAUUUUUCAACUCAUUUUUUUUUUAAUCAUGUAGCGUACAUAAAAAGCUCUGGAAAACAUGAAAUUGUCACCUGUACACCAAAAGACUAUAAAUAUUUUUUGUGACAAAUUACUCAAAAAGCUGGUCAGGCUUGUUUUACAACGAAUUGGGGUCAUAAAGACAAACUUUAAAGGGUUUGCUGUGGCGUCGAAUCUCAGAGUCUGUCUUACAGUUCCUCGUGUGUCAUUUCUAAUGUAUCCGGUCUUGUUCAAACUCACGUGCGCUGCCCUCUUUGCUUGUUAAAAGCACCUCAGCGUCGGAGGUCGUAUGCUUACUACCUUCCGCGUGUUUUCCCAGAAUGCAGCAGGAGUUGUGUUUCCGCAUGCCGAUUACCCUGCGUAGCUCUGAGAGAACAAAGUGACGUCCGAAGUGACUCACAGAUGGGAAAUAAUUUCUCUGAUGGGUUUUAAAAAAAAAAAAAGGCUCUUCACCAUCACAACAAGUUGUCGCAUGGCUUUAUGGGCUCUCUGUACUCUCAGUUGUAUGAUUUCAUACUUGCUGCUAUUGAAUGAGCACAAAGAGACUUCAGAUUUAGGGGUGUCCAUGACACAGUCUUAUUACAUUCUGAUGAUACCCCCCCCCCCCCCCCCGUUCUUCUUCUGCACCUUAUUUCCUACGACCAUCAAAAGACCAACAGCAUUACUCACCUUGCACUUGGUUUUUACACAUACAAGGAAGAAAAAAAACCAACAUUUUGAAUAUGAUGCCUGCUGAACCAGGUGCCUUAAUCAAAUAUAUGAGAACACAAAUCUGCACCUUUUGUCAGUCUGGAGGGGGUUUCCCUACAGAAACAAGGGGCUGGGUUUCCCAAAACCUUCACCUGAACUACAACCGUGAAAUAAAAUUCUCAUUUUAACCCAGAACUACAAUUUCAAUAAUAAUCAACCUUUACUAAAGAAUAAAAGCUGUGGCUUUUGUCUGGAUAAUGAAAAAAGUUAAAUGAUGGGAUUUGGGAAACCUGGUUCUUUCUCUUUCUUUUUUAUUUUCUUUUUAAACUCUUUCUCUGCCCACUACGCCACGUUCUUGUGUUUUCUGUAUUGGCUGCUGCUGCUAUCACCGCCUGUGUUUCCGUGUAGAGAAGAGCAAACUUCCACUGUGUAAGAGACAGAGGGAGACCCGGGCCUGCUUUUUACCAAGUCAAUUACAAGGCAUUCUUCUUCUUCUUCUUCUUCUACUUCUUCUUAUAUGGUUUCGACAUGGAGCACUGUGUUGAAAAAAAAAUUCAAAAAAACAAAACAAAAAAAAAAAGGUUUGAUUUCUUAACUUUGCUCAUAUGAAGUGCCAGACCCUCCUUGAAGCCAGUGUUGGCACUGAGUCGCAGGCUGCGAAUGAAGCGACAAACCUGAGCAUGGAGGUAAACUGUGGUGCUAACCUGUCAGUGGCUGGGUGCUAACACGGCUGAGUUCAGUAGCUGUUUUAGCCAUAUUAUUCCUUCUUCUGUCGACGACUCCGGUCAGUCCUGUGUUUCUGACUGCUGCACUGCUGUAUGCUGACUUAGCGAGGUCUAACUCUGCUGCUGCUGCUUUGCUGAUGAAUGUAGACUCGUCUUCCUCGGCAGGAUCAUACAGACAGACGGGAGUGUCUGGUGGAGCUUUUCCUGUUGUUUGACUCACAGAGGGAGACUCUGGUCGUCAGGAUCCAGAAAGAUCUUGAAUGUUGUAUCUUUAUAUGGCCGCUGUCCUGCUUGUGUUUAAAAUCUUUUUUUUUUAAUAUAUUUUGGUUUGAUAUUUAUGCUCUUGUCAAAUGUUGCACAAUUAAUUAUUUUUCCUAAAUUAUAUUUUAUUGCCAUAUUCUCUGGUCCCAGUGUUCUUACGAUUUGUUUGCUAUUUAUUUGUUUCGUCCUCUUAAUUUAACAUGCAAAGAGACCAUUUUUAAAACUAGAUUUUAUAGCUUUUAAACAAGCUUUAUCAUGAGGCUCGUGAUUCACAGACAUAGAGGUCAAAGUCACAGUGAAACCAUUUAACAACUGAAACACAAAAAAAAAUGCUACACUAUAAAGUGAUGAAUUUGUUCAGAGGGGAUUUACUGUUAGAAAAAAAAUAUAUAUAAAGGGAUUAAUAUUUAUCGAUUCAAAAUGUGAUCCAACGCAGACUAAAACAACUCUCAAAUCAAAUAACAGCUCUGUAAUAUUAGUUUUACUGUUUAUAUAAUAUUAUAUAUUUUCAAUUUUAUUUCAUUUUUAAUGAAUGCAAUGUAUUCCCUCUCACCGCUAGAAGGAGCUCAUGUAUACCACAGUGUUAAAAUCAGGAUGUAGAUCCUGCUUCAUCUCAUUGUUUUUGUAAUAUUAACUGUGACCACUAGAGGUCCCAGAGGUCUGACCUUUAGCAGCCGCUCAGUAAAGAUGGGCGGUACUUAAAAUUAAACAAAUAAAAAUAACAGUGACAGUUCAGCUGAGAGUAAUUGACAGUAAGAAAUUGUAGUUCGGUUGACAAGGUUUUUCACGAACUAAAGCUACAAUUGUCCCAAAAAAUUUUUUAAUAGUUAUCACAUGAAAUACAUCUUCUUGCCCUUGCCAAUGCACUUGCUGUAUUUAAUUAUCCUUUAUGUCUUUAGUUGAGUUUUAACACCCUGCUAACAGCAGCAGGACUUUCAUUGUGAAUUUGACUCUUUCUGUCUGUGGGGUCACGCCGCCUUCUGUCAUUGGAGGUUUGUCGCGGUCAGACGUGGCGUUCGAGCCUUUAACUGAACUCAUGGAGUUCCCAAGCUGAAGCUCGCCUUGACUUGUCUUUCCGUCACGACCGAGGUUCACGAACUUCGUCAGGUUAGGAAGUGGGCUUGUUCGCUGUCCCUGACUGAAAAAAAUGAAGUUUUAAUUAUGAUUGCUGUUAUUAUUUUGUUGGAGAGAUUAAUUGGAGAUGUUUCACUCCCUCUGGGUGCUUUGUAUAAAAAAGCUGAUUGCAGAAGGGCUUUGGUUUGCAGUCGUCCUGUCAGGGAGCUCCUGAGAUUAGCCGGGGGUCACUAAAGGCUGGUGGGCAGAGACUCCUCACCCUCCCCUGCAACGAUUGAAAGGGGGAGGGAUUUGUUUCCUCUUCUGCAGACUGAUCUUAUCAAAGCAAACGACAACAACAACAACAACCCACGUUCAAUAAUAACAAACAAAACCCCUCUUUCUAUUUCUGCACACGUCCAACUCAUCAUCCAACACUGCAGUGAUUUACAUCUCCUUCCAGACUUGCCAAAAUGCACGGAGCAAGAGACAUUUAUAAUGACUAAGAAAAUGUUUAUCCUACAGCAACCUUUCUGUUUCCUUCCUCUGUUUUCUUUCAACUAUUUCAAAAA